Molecule: messenger RNA, 1203 nt
Organism: Gloeophyllum trabeum ATCC 11539
Lineage: Eukaryota; Fungi; Basidiomycota; Agaricomycetes; Gloeophyllales; Gloeophyllaceae
Exons: 6
Coding region: 1-927 (308 amino acids)
Source: RefSeq, a predicted model, not a curated record
AUGCUUCAGGAGGGGAUCUACAAUAUCACGAACGUCUCGACUGGGCGUGUGCUGGCUAUCGGGCCCGACGCGGCCUCUUGGUCCGAGCUCCAGCUCUGGGAGGCGAGACGAAGGACAGCCUGGUGGCGUUACACCACAGAUAUCCCUUCCGAAUCACUGCGGCGCUCAGGGAGCUCAACUAUUACUAGUAAGGGCGUCAGUGAUGUACAAUAUGAGAUUCACCUACAAGGCCUUGGUAUCAGCAUCAGAAACAGUUCCGGAGAGAAGUAUGUCGUUGCUCAAUGGGGGGCCAGCAGGAAAGGCGGGUACGACUUGAAGCCUGUAGCUGCAUAUGAUACAUCCCAGUACUGGACGUUCACAUACCAGCGUUCCCUGCAGGCCAACUAUGAUAGAGGCCAAUACAGCGACGGUCAGGGAAGAGGAGGCAGGUCCACGAGCACAGGCGAUGUUGUUGUCAAACCGGAGCCCAAGCCGCAAGUGGAUGCAGCGACCCAGGUGUUAGCCGAUGCGAACCGCCAGCUCCUGAAGCAGAUAGCAGCGAGCAAUGCCAUGCAGCAACAAAUAUGGAUGACAAUAUUAGCCCAGACUCUGGGCAACGGAGGCGGAGGGGGGGCGCAUACCAGUGGCGGACGGGGCCUUCCGAAUGCAUCGAUCAGUCCAGCCAGCUCCCGCGCGUCUAGCCCAGAUCCAAAGGAGGACCGUGACGAAUCUGAAGAUGAGGGCUCAGAUGCACCGACCGCGACAAAGCCAAUGCCGAAGCCCAAGAAGAAGGCAGGAAAGGGAGUUAAGAAGCCUGCUGGGGGGAAGAAGCCCGCGGCGGGGAAGAAGCCCACCGUGGGGAACAAGGUUGGAGGGACGGGCAGUAGGAACAAGACUGGGAAGGCCAACUCGAAAGGCAAGGGGAAGGCAGCAGCGCAGCCUCCUUGAGUGAGGAAGAGGAAUGCCUCGGGGUUUCGCUGACGUACUGGCGGGGAUCAUGAUAUCAUCCACUACAUAUUCCAGAGAUGCGCUGACGGUUCUCCGCGGGGCAGAAUAGAGAUGCCCUGCUGAAGGAGGAUUGAGAUCCUUCGGGUUCAAAAGCCCGCACGGACCAGGCGCGUAUAGUGUGAGGAUCUGUACAUGGUACCAAAUUGGCUGCUACUCCUGGAUGCCAGGGGCAAUCCUUUUUGCUGUCGGGUCAAGUAUCCCUAAAGGUCCUCUGUC